AUGCUAAUAACAGUCAAGGUUGCAAUACUAGUGACGGCCUGUGUAGCGGCGUGCUUCUGUGGCUGUACUGGCAUAACAUUCGAUAAGACGGAUCUGUCGGGGGAUGGAAACGCCCAAGUUGUCGCUCCAGAUCCUACCACGAGUAAAACACCGUGCCCCGCACUGCCACAGCCCUUCGGAGCAUUGGAUGAGGAUUCAACUCUGACGGAUGCACCUGUAGUAAAAUUACCGUGUCCCGCACUUCCUCAACCGUCCCUCUUUGGUAGCCUUUCCAGUGAUUCGAGUGACAGUAGUGGCAGCACUUUCGGUAAAGCCCCCUGCCCGUCUUUACAGACUGCUUCGACAUCGUCGGAUGGCUCGGUGUCGGCUCCGUGCCCUAAAUUGAUUAUGAAAGUUCCGUGUCCAUCGCUUCCAAUUGCCUCAGGAUCAUCGUCAGAAGACCAGUCAUCAGAAUUCCAGACCAGUGGAUGUAGCAAUCUUGUGCACAUUACGGGAGCAGGAUGGACUGUGGUCACGGUCUCAGCUUUGGCUUUAUCUAUGUUUUAA
Plasmopara halstedii is the source of this 546-nucleotide messenger RNA. RefSeq lists its product as uncharacterized. NCBI's taxonomy places the organism in Eukaryota, Oomycota, Peronosporomycetes, Peronosporales, Peronosporaceae. The transcript has a single exon. Bases 1 to 546 code for a protein of 181 amino acids. The record is from RefSeq and is a predicted model, not a curated record.